GAGGCGGGCUCUCCAGAGAACCUGGGCAUUCCAAGCGCGGAAAGAGAGAGAGAGAGAGGGAGAAGUUCGCUGCCGCCGCCGAGGGAGGAGGCGAGGGUCUGGGAAGGGCAGAUUCUCUUGGAUCGGGGGGAGGGGGAGCCCGAAAGAGGAAGAGCCGAGCAGCUUUUGUGCGAGUUCGAAUCCCGGGUGGGGCAGUCAAGGGGGUGAGUUUGGAGGCCCUAUUAGGAGGGGUUGGGACCCCUAAGAAGGGUCAGGGACCCCCCAAAAGGACAGCCUUGUCUCUUCUAGACCACCACCCCCAACCCCUCAAACUGUAUUGACUUGAGAGUGGGCACUAGCUGGGCCUGGAGUUUGGAGGCCUAGUUUGAACCCUUUCUGGAAGUUGUUGUGCCUUGAAGCAGGGCCAGGCCUGGAGAGUUGCACCUCCCAUCAUCCCCAUGGAAGAGGCCCAGGCCAGUGAGCGGAGCCCGCUCCUCGGAGAGCCGCCCCGCACCCCAUCCGUGUUCCACGGGCGGCGCUUGGCGUGUGCGGCCGUGCUCCUGGCCGAGCUUCUGGAGCGUGUGGCCUUCUACGGCAUCACGUGCAACCUGGUGCUCUUCCUCAACGGCACCCCGUACAACUGGGAAGGGGCCCAGGCCAGCCAGGCCCUGCUGCUCUUCAUGGGCAUCACCUACCUGGUCUCGCCCUUUGGGGGCUGGCUGGCGGACGCCCUCCUGGGCAAGUUCCCCACCAUCUUGGUCAGCAUGGCCUUGUACCUGCUGGGGAUGCUGGCCUUCCCGGCCAUGGCCUUCCCCACCACCCGGCAGUGGCUCUGCGGCGAAAUGCACCCGUGGCCCGUGGAGAACUGCUCUGCGCCCCUGGACGCCAACGUGACGUCACCGCCGUGCCAUCUGGAAGGAGCCACCCGCUAUUGCCUCGCCGCCACCUUCGUUGGCCUGGUGCUCGUGGGCAUCAGCGUCGGGUCCGUCAAGGCCAACAUCACGCCCUUCGGAGCCGAUCAGGUCAAGGAUCGAGGCCCUGAAGCCACUCGGAGGUUUUUCAACUGGUUUUACUGGAGCAUUAACUUGGGGGCCAUCCUGUCCUUAGGAGGCAUUGCAUACAUCCAGCAGAAUGUGGAUUUUCGCACCGGCUACAUCAUCCCAGCGGUUUGCAUCGGGGUGUCCUUCUUUGUGUUUCUGUGCAGUCAAAGCGUCUUCAUCACCAAGCCCCCCGAUGGCAGUGCCUUCACGGACAUGUUUAAAAUCCUCGCCUAUUGUUGCUGUUCACGGAAAAGGUCCGAUGAAUACCCUAGGAACAGGGAUAACCAGGGUAUCCUUCAUUACCAGCCUCCCAAACAAAGCCUCUUUGAGAUGGCCAAAGCUUCCCGCGGAGGACCGUUCAGGGAAGACAAAGUGGAAGACGUCAAAGCACUUGUGAAAAUCAUUCCCGUCUUCUUGGCUCUCAUACCGUACUGGACGGUCUAUUUUCAGAUGCAGACGACGUAUGUCCUCCAGAGCCUACAUUUGAGGAUCCCGCAGUUUUCCAAUGCCACCGUUAACAGCACUUUGACCAGCCAUACGUUCCCAGCUGCUUGGCUGACCAUGUUUGAUGCCGUGCUGAUCCUCAUCCUCAUCCCUUUGAAAGAUAAAGUGGUUGACCCCGUCUUGAAAAGGAACGGCCUCCUUCCCUCGUCUCUGAAGAGAAUUGCUGUCGGGAUGUUCUUUGUGAUGUGUUCCGCCUUCGCUGCAGGAAUAUUGGAAAGCGAUCGGCUAAAAGUUGUGAAAGAAAAGACGAUCGAUCAGAAGAUCGGGACAACGGUGUAUCACGCAGCGGAUAUGUCCGUCUGGUGGCAGGUCCCUCAAUACAUUCUGAUCGGCUUCAGUGAAAUAUUUGCAAGCAUUGCGGGUCUGGAAUUUGCCUAUUCAGCUGCUCCGAAAACCAUGCAGAGCGCCAUCAUGGGUCUCUUUUUCUUUUUUUCCGGAAUUGGAUCUUUUGUUGGCUCAGGGCUUCUGGCCCUGGUCUCGAUUAAAUCGAUUGGCUGGAUGAGUAACCACUCAGAUUUGGGCAACAUUAAUGGCUGCCAUCUCAAUUAUUACUUCUUCCUGCUGGCGGCAAUCCAAGGAGCGACGCUUCUGCUUUUCCUGAUUGUAUCUGUCAAGUAUGACCGUCAAAGAUCCCGGACUAAUGGGGUUCGGACCUGACAAGAUGUGUAACGGAAGAGGAGUUGGCAGUUUGCAAGGGUCUGAAAUGUUACCACGGUGGGACAGUCUCUCUAAACUUGCAUGUUAAUGUUGACUUCUUGCCUCAUACCACCCUCUCCCUGCAUUUCCUUGGAAAAGUGGGUAAGUGCCUUAUGUUUUGCAAGAUAAUUGUCUUGGUUUUGCCUCAUGCCCCGAGGUGCGGCACAAAACCUAUUUCUCCAGUGCAUUACCUAUUGGCGUCGACGGCCAGCCCAUCACACAUACUAUUCCAAGCCGUUUUCUCCCAUUUGUUAGUGCCAGAAACGGAUCGCCUUUGGAAAUGUUGCUCACAGACGACGGCUGCUUUGGAAGCAUUUCUGUUCCCUUUUGAAAGACUUUGAAGAAAGCGGAUGAAAACACAGAUUGCCUUUCCUUUUUUCUCCCCUACAAUUAAAACUUCUCAUUUUUUUUAAUAGACUCUUUUGAGAAAUAUCUCCCGCUCAAACCAACUGGUUGGAGAAUUUAUUCUGUUGGCUGUAUAAGAACGAGUUGUGGGAGGAGUAUUUUUUUUUUCUUGCUUUGAACAAAAAAGGGACGGAACUUUAGACAUCUGCGUUUUUCGGAAGAUGAAGCAACAGCCCUGAUGAUUGCAGACUGGCGGUCUUUCAGCUGCUCUUUUUUCCUUUCUUUUGUACACAAAAUAAGUUUGGGAUGCAAAACUGAGCUGGUAUCAGAGCUUGUGUGUGAGAGUGUGUGUUACAUUGAAAUCUCUUUUUUUAUAUAUAGGUAGGAAUUUAGAAACUUCAAAUCAUUGGGAAAAUUCUUGUGUGCAGUUAUUAAGUAAGCAAGGGUGGAGGAACUCGGAAUAUUCCGAGUGAUUUUUGGGUGAAAUAGGUGGCAUUAAGUUGUGGGAAUGAGCCCACCAUGAAUGAACAUUGUGCGCUGAUAUAAUUUCCAAGAAUUAAGUACCAUUCAAAUUUGAGUUUUGCAGUCAGAAACAACUCUAUGGAUUGAACUAUCCCGAUGUUUGUUGUUGUUCGAAAAGUACAAUUCUGGCUGAGUCCUCCAGGUCUUUCCCAACUUUAAUAAUAACCAAUUCGUACUUAUUUCUGCCGAGAAAGAAAGUUUAUUUCCCGCAGGGCCUAAUUUUUAAUUGUGUUUCCUCUGUUGAUGUUGAGGGCGAAGGCCAACAGAGCAAUAUGUAAAGCAAUAUUUUGCACAGAAAUAAUGGAGUCCACGGGAGACAAAACAACUCCGUUUAACGACAAAUUGAGUUUUUUAAAGUUUUCUUUUGUGUUUAAUUUUUAAGCAUUGCGGGUGUGUGUCUUUGCUUUACUUAAAUUCAUUUAAACAAGACUGUUUACAAAACCCUUGCGCUAUGAGCCUGUGUUCCGAGUUUAAAUAAAAAUAGGCUACUUAUAUUCUA
Messenger RNA from Anolis carolinensis (green anole), 3585 nucleotides. It is a transcript of the gene slc15a4, whose product is annotated as solute carrier family 15 member 4. Gene Ontology annotation, molecular function: L-histidine transmembrane transporter activity; dipeptide transmembrane transporter activity. The coding region runs from base 438 to 2180 and encodes 580 amino acids. Lineage: Eukaryota; Metazoa; Chordata; Lepidosauria; Squamata; Anolidae. Gene Ontology annotation, biological process: dipeptide import across plasma membrane; histidine transport. Gene Ontology annotation, cellular component: membrane. The record is from RefSeq and is a predicted model, not a curated record. The transcript is spliced from 8 exons.